Molecule: messenger RNA, 1815 nt
Organism: Megalobrama amblycephala (Wuchang bream)
Lineage: Eukaryota; Metazoa; Chordata; Actinopteri; Cypriniformes; Xenocyprididae
Gene: pcolce2a
Product: procollagen C-endopeptidase enhancer 2a
Exons: 9
Coding region: 317-1660 (447 amino acids)
Molecular function (GO): protein binding
Source: RefSeq, a predicted model, not a curated record
CAGAAGAUUAAAAACACGCGCUGCUCAUUUAUAUGGACUUUAAAAGUAUCUAAUUGUGCUUUAAAAGAAGUAUCGUACUGUAUAUGGAAGAAAAAUAGCAUUCAGGUGGAAUAACUGCUUCGGAUAAUUCUGAUAAAACAAUUGCUAUAUUUGCAUAAUCUACUGUAAACGUAUUCUUCGCAUUUAGAAUCCUUAUUAAGAAAACUACAGCAGUAGCAUGCUUCAGUCACAAUAUACGUGAAAGUGACACGAGUUGCCCUCACAAGGUUUAAGGGAAACUGCUCCCAUCAACUCCCGCUGAACAAACAGCACAUUCAUGAGCAGCAGUCGGUCAGUCAGCAGUAGAAUAUCUCUGGAGAUUUCACUUCUCUUUCUCUCUGAAUGUCUCAUUUGUUCAAAUGCGCCUCAUACAAUGAGGAUUAUAAUCUGGAGCAUCGCGAGCGCUUUCCUGUUCAGCGUCAUUUUUACCCAACGACAUCGAAGACCCAUUUUUACAUGUGGCGGGAACUUUACUGGAGACACAGGACUGAUUGGGAGUCAGGGGUAUCCCGGUGUCUACCCACCCAGCAACAAAUGUGUGUGGAGAAUUACAGUCCCUGAGGGGAGGGUUGUCUCCCUCUUGUUUCGGGUUCUGGAUCUUGAGAGCGAUAGUCUUUGCAGAUAUGACUUUGUUGAUGUAUACAGUGGCCACAUCAACGGGCAGCGUCUCGGCCGCUUCUGUGGUACUUCCAAACCCGGAGCACUGGUCACCAAUGGAAACAAGAUGCAAGUGGUCAUGGUGUCAGACGCCAACACAGCUGGGAGUGGUUUCCUUGCUGUAUACUCAGCGAUUCACCCAAAUGAAAGAGGUGACCGAUAUUGUGGGGGUCUUUUAGACAAGCCCUCUGGGACAAUAAAGACACCUAACUGGCCAGAAAAAGACUACCCAGCUGGAGUAACAUGUUCCUGGCAUAUUAUUGCUCCUCAGGACCAGAUCAUUGAGCUGACGUUUGAGAAGUUUGAUGUGGAGAGAGACAGCUACUGCCGCUAUGACCAUGUGGCUGUGUUUAAUGGUGGAGAAAUGAAUGAGUCACGGAAGAUCGGCAAGUUCUGCGGAGACAGCCCACCCAUGCCAAUUUAUUCGGAUGGCAAUCAUCUCCUCAUCAUGUUUUUGUCUGACCUGAGUCUAACUGCGGAUGGAUUCAUCGGCCAUUACCGGUUUAAAUCGAGGAGUCUCAGCACAGCCAGUGCCCCUCUCACCUCCAUGAGCACUAUACCACCCACUACACCACCCGUAGCCCUUACAUAUUCAGAAGGUCUUUGCAAGCAAAAAUGCAAAAGGACUGGAACAAUUGAAAGUCAUUACUGCUCUAGUAACUUUGUGAUUACUGCCACACUUAUCUCAGCGGCCAUGAGGGACCACAGCGUCCUCGCCACCUUUUCCCUCAUACACCUUUAUAAGGAAGGAAAUUUAGCCAUUCAACAGGCUGGGAAGACCAUGAGCACUAAAGUCACGGUCCUCUGUAAAAAAUGCCCUCUGGUCAGAAGAGGGCUUAACUACAUUGUCAUGGGACAGACAGAUGAACAGGGAAAGGGUAUUGUUUCCCCUCAUAACUUUGUGAUGGCCUUUAAAACCAAGAAGCAACGGGAUCUGGGAGUGCUGAAGAAUAUACAUUGCUAAUGUGCACAGGGCACCUCCUCCAAGUUUGGAUUUGUAUGACUUGUAUGAUUCACUUGAUGUAUGUGCAUUUAAUAACAUUCAUACUUGAAGGACAUUUCUGUAGCACAUUUUCCAAAUAGAACAUUUAAAAAACCUUUAAAAAGUUUUUGCUUGUG